Messenger RNA from Helobdella robusta, 1023 nucleotides. RefSeq lists its product as hypothetical. Lineage: Eukaryota; Metazoa; Annelida; Clitellata; Rhynchobdellida; Glossiphoniidae. Gene Ontology annotation, molecular function: phosphatidic acid binding; phosphatidylinositol binding; GTP binding. The annotation marks the transcript as partial. The transcript has 10 exons. The record is from RefSeq and is a predicted model, not a curated record.
AGUACAAAAAACACUAAAUAUUUUAGUUUUGUUACUUCCGCAGGUCCGUGCGGAGGUAAGACUUCUGGACUUGCCGUGCUCACGCAAUUUUUUGAACAGGCUGGAUGGAAAGUAUAUCGUGUUCCAGAGACAAAUGCUAUUUUAAUGAAUGUUGGCGUUAAGUUUGGAGAAUUAAAAGGAGCGGACAGUAAGAAAUUUCUGUUUCAAACAAACAUAAUGAGGACGACGAUGAGAUUGGAAAAAACAUUUUUUGAUCUUUCGAACACUUCGUCUGUUCCCUGUUUGGUACUUUGCGAUGGAGGGGUUAUGGACAUUGCCGCACACAUCAGCCACGACACGUGGGAGCAGUUAAAAAUGGACAAUCACUGGCAUGAAGUGUACUUGAGAGACAGGAGGUACGAUCAAAUUAUUCACUUAGUGACGAGUGCCAAAGGAGCAAGUACUUUCUACCAGGCGCAGCACAAUCCAAUCCUGGAGAGCAUUGAUCAAGCCAUUAGCCUUGAUGACCGAAUCGCAGAUGCCUGGCUUGGACAUCCGUAUUAUUAUAUUAUUGAUAAUUCCACAAAUUUUGAGAAGAAAAUGUUACGAACUUUAGCGGCUGUUUGUUUACGUGUUGGUGUUCCAUUUUCGGAUGGCAAUCUGAAUGAUGUAAAGAAGCAAAAAUUUUUGGUGGAUUCGUUGGGAAAUAUGUUGGUUAACUAUCAGGAGUUUAUUUGCGUUUACAAUAUUUUGACGACUGGCAAGCCUCAUGUGCAUGCACGAGUCAAGAAGCAAGGACAAAACGGUUAUUGGACGUUCAUUCACUCAGUUGAGCACGUUCCUCACCAUCAGGAAUCGGACUUCUCAACUCGUAUAUCGGCCACAGAAUAUAAGCUUCUGUUAUUGUUGAAAGAUCCGGAGUACAGCGAGUUGUGUGUAAAAAGCAGAUACUUUCUUUGGAAAGAUUUAUAUUUUAGGCUCGAUAUUUUUGAGGAAAACAAUCCCUCGAGGUUAUCAAAAUUUGAUACUUGUUUCGGAAAAUAA